Vicia villosa (hairy vetch) is the source of this 805-nucleotide messenger RNA. RefSeq lists its product as uncharacterized. The transcript has a single exon. The record is from RefSeq and is a predicted model, not a curated record. NCBI's taxonomy places the organism in Eukaryota, Viridiplantae, Streptophyta, Magnoliopsida, Fabales, Fabaceae. The coding region runs from base 138 to 653 and encodes 171 amino acids.
UCCAACUAAGAAAAAGCUACAAAUAGCCGCAGCACACACCAAACUCGCGACUUAGAAUUUAGAAUCAAUCAAAAAAUUGAACUCUCGCAAAGCUUACUUUGAAAAAAAAAUAUUCAUACAAUUACGAAACAUCAUUCAUGGGUAAUUGUUCUUCGUUCGAUUCGUCGUAUGUUGAAACUGCUAAGGUUGUCGUACACGACGGUACCAUGAAGGAAUUCUCCUACGCCGUUAAGGUUUCUUAUCUUUUACAAUUAUACCCCGGGUGUUUCAUAUGCGAUUCUGAUGAUAUUGGAUUCGACGACGUCGUUUUACCUAUGCAUGAAGAUGAGGUUUUGUUACUUGGCCAGCUUUAUUUCGCGUUGCCGUUGAACCGGUUGAGACGGCCGUUACCGGUGAGGGAAAUUGCUGCGUUGGCCGUGAAGGCUAGCUCUGCGAUUAAUAAAUGUGGGGCCGGAGGGAAAGUUGGGUGUCGACGGAAACGGGUUGUGAUGUUCUCAGGUGAAGGGAAGGGGAAGUCUGGCCGGAGAGUGUCGCCGGAACAUGGUUGUGGGGAUGUUGGUGUUGGUGUUGGUAGGUCUAGGAGUGGAAGAAGGGUGAAUUAUGGUGGUGGUAGAAGGGAGUUUGUGGCGGAGUUGAGUUGCAUACCGGAGUAGGGGUAGUUUCGGAAGAAAAUGAUUAAAUCAUUUUGUAUAUAUAUUCAACCAAAAAAAAGAAAAAAGAAAAAAAAAAUCAUUUGUAACAUUGUAGAGAUUUUUCUUUUAACAUAGAUCAGAAUAGAUUAGAUGAAUCAAAUCCAGUUUUCUCA